Ooceraea biroi (clonal raider ant) is the source of this 777-nucleotide messenger RNA. RefSeq names its product wurmchen 1 transmembrane protein (gene wrm1). Lineage: Eukaryota; Metazoa; Arthropoda; Insecta; Hymenoptera; Formicidae. The record is from RefSeq and is a predicted model, not a curated record.
ACAUUCCAGCGUACGGGGCUGUACGAGGCGAUGCGUCCUUAGUUUGAUGUUGCGCGUCUGUUCAACGGUCGAUUUGCAAAGUGUAUCGCCGCCGUACUGACGAGUGGAAUUAAAUAUCACCGAUACGUGAUACACGAGAACGAAAAGAAAAACCACGAAGGAGAGCGUAAGCGAGAGAGAUAGUGUUAACAUUGUGACAUGUCCAUUCUAGACGAGCGUGACGAGUACCUGAAGAAUCCGUACUUCAAGGAACACGAGUACGGCGACUUCACGCCAUUCUAUGUCGCAGUGGCCCUUUGCUCCGUGCUGGGCGGGUUCCUGUUCAUUCUGAACAUUGCGUUCUGCUGGUGCUCGCGGCAUCGGCAGUACUGGCAGAAUCGCCACACCGGUAAUAGGUGGAUUCAGCCUCUAUGGACUGUGUUGCCACACAAAACACCACCGCUUGAUCUGAGCGAGUUGGAGCCAGGCCGUAUCAAACAUCCACAAGUGAGGCACGAGAUCAUCCACGAGUAUCACGAUCCGGAGUCUCAAGGUCCUACACCUCAGCCACAGGAAUACCUGGAGAUGCAGAAGCGCGAGAGUGAGAUCUGAAGUAGUACACCAGCAACGUCGAUCCAGCGAUCAGCACGGUAUCGGAAAGCAGUAGCGGCACCUACGCUUCAGUAUACACCCAAAGCCAACAUUUAAUCGAGUCCAAUAGAGCCUAAUUAGCCCUUGCACUCAGCUAAUUGUGUUGACGUGGCCCCUGUCUGCUAAACCUCUCACCGUCAUACGCCA